Messenger RNA from Sorex araneus (European shrew), 1120 nucleotides. It is a transcript of the gene EPCAM, whose product is annotated as epithelial cell adhesion molecule. The record is from RefSeq and is a predicted model, not a curated record. Lineage: Eukaryota; Metazoa; Chordata; Mammalia; Eulipotyphla; Soricidae. Gene Ontology annotation, cellular component: bicellular tight junction; membrane. Gene Ontology annotation, molecular function: cadherin binding involved in cell-cell adhesion. The coding region runs from base 137 to 1120 and encodes 327 amino acids. The transcript is spliced from 9 exons.
GGCCCGUCCGCGAGCGCCUGCGCCGACCCCGGCCGGCGAGCCCCGACCCCGGCCCGCCCGCAAGCGCCUGCACCGACCCCGGCCGGCCGGACCCCGCGGAGCCCGUCGCCGUCGCCGUCGCCGUCGCCGUCGCAGCAUGGCGCCCCUGCAGGGCGCGCUCGGGCUCCUGCUGGCCCUGGCCGCGGCCACGCUGGCCGGCGCGCAGUCAGACUGUGUCUGUGAAAACUAUAAGUUGACAACCAACUGCUCCCUGAACUCGAAUGGCCAAUGCCAGUGCACUUCGCUCGGCACGCAGCAUACUGUGGUCUGCUCAAAAUUGGCUUCCAAAUGUUUGGUGAUGAAGGCGGAGAUGAGUAGCAGCAAGGCUGGGAGAAGAGUGAAGCCCGAGGGCGCCAUCGAGAACAAUGAUGGGCUCUACGACCCCGAGUGUGACAACAUGGGGCUCUUCAAGGCCAAGCAGUGCAACGGCACCACCACGUGCUGGUGUGUGAACACUGCUGGUGUCCGCAGGACCGACAAGGCCACCGAAAUGACCUGUUCCGAGAGAGUGCGGACCUACUGGAUCAUCAUUGAACUAAGACAUAAAAAGAGAGAAAAGCCUUUUGAAGUUGAAAGUUUGAGGACAGCACUCAUCCAAGUAAUAUCAUCUCGUUAUCAACUGGAUCCAAAAUUUAUCACAAAUAUUUUGUAUAAGAAUGAUAUUAUCACUAUUGAUCUCAUGCAAAACUCUACUCAAAAAACCCAGAGUGAUGUGGAUAUUGCUGAUGUGGCUUAUUACCUUGAAAAAGAUGUCAAAGAUGAAUCCUUGUUCCUUAACAAAAAAAUGGACCUGACAAUAGACGGAGAACAACUGCAACUGGAUCCUGGUCGAACUUUAAUUUAUUAUGUUGAUGAAAAACUACCAGAAUUUUCAAUGCAGGGUCUGCAAGCUGGGAUCAUUGCUGUCAUUGUGGUCGUCACAUUAGCAGUUAUAGCCGGAAUUGUUGUGCUGGUUAUAUCCAGAAAGAGCAGGAGCACAAAGUAUCAGAAGGCUGAGGGCUGGGGGCUCCAGCGCUGUCUCCCGCGCCCUCAGCUGACAAAACUGCAGAUAUUCUGGCUCACGGGCCAGAGGAUGCUCUAG